ACCACGUUGACUUGCUCUCACCAAGUACUCUUCAAAUCUCUUGUUCAUUCUUCUUUUUGGUAAACGCUCAGCAACAAUAUACUAAGCAGGAAACUUAUGUGUAGAACAAAUUGGUAAUAAGGGUGUGAAGCCUACAUCAUUUCUUUCUGCUCUGUCAAAGUUACCAAAGGUCCAUGAUCAUUCUUGCAGCUUUUUUAUCAUAAUAAGAAGAAGAACACAACAAUCAUCCAGAGCUGUCUGCACCAUUCUAAGGACAACUCCGCGAGAUAACAAAUGUCUGAAAUAGAGAGGAGAUUUCUUGAUACAUUUUUGUAUUGGGCAACUCAAAAAGGGAGGAUUAAGGAUGGGAAGUUGCGAGGACAUGGAAUGCAAGUCGGAGAUAGUAUUUCAGGUCCAAGGGCAGACUUAUCUUCUGCUGAAGUCAAACAAGGUUAUGAGUUUCUCCUUUCACUGGAUCCAGGAAGGUGGCCUUUACCAAAUCUAUGCAGUCCAUUGUUUCAGAAGUUCAUUGACUACAUCCUUCAGAAUGUGAAGGAUCUUUUCAAAAACAAGAAAGAGUUGAACAAGUUUGACCUUCUAAAGAAAAAGCUUCUAGUCCUUGAAGAAAAUCUAAAGUAUCUCAAAACCUUCCUCGGUUUCAUAAAAGAUGCAAGCAUUGAACUGGAGAAAUCCAGAAUUCUCUUUAAUCAUAUGGAGGUUGUCACUCGGAAUGCUGCUUACAUCUGUUACCUAUGUUAUGUGGAAGAAAUGGAUGAAGACCUGGCAUCUCACUUGAGGCUUAAGAUCUCAAACGUUUUGCAAGUGAUCAAGCCCACUGAGCCCCAAGUCGCGAAAAUUUAUACAGUGGCUCUAAGAUGUUUGGUUAUAUCACAAAACCAAUACAACCGGGAUGUGAUAAAAUUUGUUGAAGAUUCUGUUCACUUUCUCUUGAAGGACUAUUCAAAGUUAUUAAAUAGUGAGGCAUGUUCCUUGAUGCUUCCUCCUAUGAAGGACCAAGCCGAAAGCAUUUUUCAAGCAUCAAAGCAAUUGCUAACUUUGCUUAUUUAUCCGCCUGAAGAUCCAUAUGAUGACGAGGGGAAAUUGAGUGAUAUACUUACCCGCGUUGAAGGUCUUAUUGCUGAGGUAGCUUCUGUUGCUUACUCUUUCUCUUUUGACAAAGCAGCAGAAGUUAACUCGGUAUUCUCUGACUUAUUGAAAAAGAUUGAAGUUGUCAUGAAAGACCUAAAAGACAUGAUUCUGAAAGCUCCACUGUCAUCAAAAUAUAAUUUCCCGAGGACAAAUGGAUUAGGCUUUAUUGACUCCCUCUUAUGCAAUCUGAAAGAGCUGCUGCAAGAUGGAAAGUGUGAUUCUGCUGUCAAGGAUCUUAUUGCAGAAGCUCAGGAGGAGUUGUCUUUCUUAAGAUCAUUGUUGGGGAAAUUUGUGAAGCAACAGCAUGCUUUUGAGGAGGUGAAGAAACAUGAUCUUUGGACAAAAGUGAUAUCUCUAGCAUACCAGGCAGAAUGCAUAAUUGAUUGCCUGGUUAUGGGAGAUUAUCCUGUUUGGUAUCAGCAUUUGUUAUGUAAGACCACAACAGAAAUUAAGCUUGUCAAUGAUCAAUUAGCAGAGUUCCAUGUGCAAGAAGUUGAAGUCCUUAUCGAACAAGAAGCACCAGAUAUUGUCCCACAAGAAGUUGAGAUAACUCCAGGAUUUGAUGAGGUAGUGGUGGGUUUUGAUGAAGAGGCAAAGUCACUUAUAAAGCAGCUCGUUGGAGGACCAAAGGAAUUAGAUAUUGUGUCUAUUGUAGGGAUGCCUGGUCUUGGAAAGACUACACUUGCAAAGAAAGUUUAUCAUGAUGAAACCAUAAGGCAUCAUUUCGACGUCUAUGCUAUGUGUUGUCUUUCCCAAACAUAUGACAGGAGAAAGUUGUUGCUGGAAAUUUUGAAUCAAGUCCGAGGUCCCAGUCAACAGAAAGAGAAAGAUCCAGCAGUUGCUCUGCGAAGAUUUUUAAUGGGCAAGAGGUACAUUGUCUACAUUGAUGAUGUAUGGAGCAUUAACGCAUGGGAAGACUUCCAGGGAUGUUUUCCAGUUAAUGAAAAUGGAAGCAGGAUCUUAUUAACGAGCCGACUUAGUGAUGUGGCUUCAGAUAUUAACCCUACUAGACCACCUCUUCAACUUCGUUUUCUUUCUGCACAAGAAAGUUGGGAACUCUUGCAAAUUAAGUUAUUCAAUAAACCAACUUGCCCAUCAGAACUAUGUGAAGUUGGAGAAGAAAUUGCAAGAGAGUGUCAAGGACUACCUCUCCUGGUGAUUUUGGUAGCUGGUGUUUUGACAAAGAAAGAGAAAAACAAGGGAAGUUGGAGAAAAAUUGCAGAAAGUAUUAAUUCAGAUACUGACAUUAGUGCCAAGUGCCUAGAUAUAAUAGAAUUGAGCUACAGGCACUUGCCAGAUCACCUCAAGCCUUGCCUUCUCUACUUUGCAUCAUUUCGUGAGGAUGAAGAAAUUCCUAUCUCAAACUUGGCGUGGUUGUGGAAUAUCGAGGGAUUUGCUGCAAACACAGAGGCAAAGAGUGUAGAGCUUGUAGCAGAAAGUUUACUGAAUGAUCUCAUAGGUAGAAGCUUGGUAAUGGUUAACAAGAAAAGGUCCACCGGAGGAGUCAGAUCAUGUCACAUCCAUGAUAUGCUGCACGAUUUUUGUGCAGCAAAAGCUAAGGAAGAGAAGUUUAUGCAGAUAACAAGUACUGAGAACAAAGAUUUGACUAGUUCCUUUUAUGAGCACCGGAGGCUGUGCAUUCAUCAUAGCCUUUAUUGGGCAGGGAGGAUCGGAAACCUGCAAGUUCGUUCUGCAUUCUUCAGACCCCCGAAAUCUGGCUGCCAGGAAUUUUUUGAUCUUGAGAACUUUAAACUUCUAAGAGUUCUACAAAUGGAAUGUCCUGUGUCGGACAGUUCAUUCCAGAGAUCAAAAGAGCUUAUUCUUUUGAAGUACUUAGGAAUCAAAGGCUAUGUGGAAUCUAUGCCAGCAUGGAUAUCAAACCUUUCAAACCUUGAGGUUUUGCUUGUCAUAACUGUAGGCAGUGGUACAAUAUUGCCAAUGGCCAUCUGGAAUAUGCCAAGGUUAAAACAUGUGCAUGUGCAACCUGUUGCAUCUUUUGAUGGACGCAUUCCUCGCAAAUCGGAAAACUUAUGUUGCUUAGACACCUUGGCCACUGUGUCUCUCACUAAUAAGCUAGCAGAAAACAUGAUAAAGAAGGCGACCAGACUGCGAAAGCUCAAGUGCCACUGUAAAGAGCCUCUGAAACUCAGAUUAGAUGCUCUUCCACUUGAAACACUUAGUGUGAAUGGUAAGAUCUUGAAAUUCAGCAUGCCCGAGACGCUGACAAAGCUAACUUUAUCUGAUGUUUUGUUGCCACAAACUGAAAUGUCUAAUAUCGGGAGAUUACCAAAUUUAGUGGUUCUCAAGUUGGAGCAUAGAGCAUUUCAGGAAGGAAAAUGGGAAAUUAAAGAUGAAGAGUUUCCGACCCUCAAGGUUCUUAAAUUGAGGUCCCUCAAAAUUACAGAAUGGAGUGCCUCAGAUGAGUCCUUGCAAAACCUCGAACGGCUUAUGGUAGAAAGCUGCUUCCAUCUUCAAGAAAUCCCUUCUGCUAUUGGAGAAAUUUCAAGUAUAAAGAUGAUUGAAGUGAAAGGGUGUGGUGAGUCUCUUGAGAAAUCAGUCAGGCAAAUUCAGGAAGAGCAAAAAGAAGAAUAUGACAAGGAGAUCAAGGUCAUUAUUUAUCACUUAGAUUCAUCAGCCUGACGAGCAAAUAAAAAGCUGCAACCCUGGUUUAACAGGUAACCGACUGAAGCUUAUUUGCAUCAUCUGAGAAGUGUUUCUUUGCUUUGCGGAGGAGAAAGGUUGUGAUUGAAUGAUAGAGGAGAUAUGGAUCUUCAGCAUAGUCAUGGAUGAUUUUAAGGAACCAGUGAUUCUCUUUUUUCCUUUGUUUUUUUUUUUAUGUACAAUAACAUAUCCAGCUAGAUGGAAGCUGGGAAAAUUGAAGACAUUUUCUUUUCCUAUUUGUGUUUGUACUUGAAAAUAAUUUCUUUGGAAGGAUCCAUUGCAUUGACAUGUGAACAUUAUUUCUUUAUA
This is a messenger RNA of Nicotiana attenuata, 4098 nucleotides long. Its product is annotated as putative late blight resistance protein homolog R1A-3. Gene Ontology annotation, molecular function: ADP binding. The coding region runs from base 274 to 3768 and encodes 1164 amino acids. NCBI's taxonomy places the organism in Eukaryota, Viridiplantae, Streptophyta, Magnoliopsida, Solanales, Solanaceae. The transcript is spliced from 3 exons. Gene Ontology annotation, biological process: defense response to other organism. The record is from RefSeq and is a predicted model, not a curated record.